Polistes canadensis is the source of this 1790-nucleotide messenger RNA. Its product is annotated as nuclear factor erythroid 2-related factor 1-like. Gene Ontology annotation, cellular component: nucleus. The record is from RefSeq and is a predicted model, not a curated record. Gene Ontology annotation, biological process: regulation of transcription by RNA polymerase II. Lineage: Eukaryota; Metazoa; Arthropoda; Insecta; Hymenoptera; Vespidae. Gene Ontology annotation, molecular function: DNA-binding transcription factor activity, RNA polymerase II-specific; RNA polymerase II cis-regulatory region sequence-specific DNA binding.
UUUCUCGCGCGCUUUCUUUAACUUAUCGACCAAUAGGAGAGUUCGUAGCGGGUGGCGCGAAAUUAAACAAAGACGAAUCGUGCAAGUAGAUUAUCGAACAAUCGAAUAAAGUGGGAGAAAGUAAAUUAAUCGCGCGUAAAAUCGAAUUGCAUUAAAUAUUGCGAAUAUUUCGUGUAAUAGAUAUUGAUAUUUAUUUGCUUAUAAGUAUAUAUAAAAGAAAGAAAACCGGGGAGAAAUGUAUGCUCGUUGCGGCCCUGACGUACCGCGACGUUACCGGAGUGACUGCUGAGUCACAUAUCGUCGACGAUCUCUCUAAGCAAGGUGCACUCUUACGUUUCUGUCAAAGAAAAACAUCCAAAUUUGACUGUCGUGUUUCGUUAUAAUGUUUCAUCAUUAGAUUAGUGUCGUGUAUAUUACAGGAAUAAUUGAAAUAGUGUAAAAUAUUAUUUAACGAAUCGUCGAUCUCAAGGUUAUAAAGAAGGUGUUAAAAAAAAAAGAAAGAAUAAGAAUAGAAAAUAUUUGAAGACCCGUUAAAAGAGAUACACAAGGGCAAACUGGCAAGCGUUAAAAAUCCUUGAAUUAUCUUGGAUGAAAGGAAAGGCACGCGUGGGAUGUGCGCAAAACCGUGUUGAAGUUUGACUGGAGAGAGUGCGUGUUUUGAGUCGUACCGAGAAGACGUUCUACUAACUAUCAUCUUCGAAGAUUAAACUGCGAAAUCAGUAUUGGCAAUCUUCGCAGGAGUAAACAGCAACACUGUCCACAGUGCUACUUAACCUCAAAGUGACAAUCUAAAUAACUGCUUAAAAAAAUUGUAAUCCAGUGGCUAACAUCGAAUUUAUGUCCAACAUUGUUACUAUAUUUCUUGAUAAUUCUUCUAUCGAUAUUGACACUUUGCCGAAGAUAAUAAUAAGGACACUUUAAGCGGUAUUUGAUCCAUGAUCAAUAUGUCAACGUCAUGGCAGGUAUUUGAUAAUAAGAAAAAGCAACUGUGACGACACGUAAACGAAUAUAAAACUCUUUAUAAUAUAAGUAUACCUAGUGAAACUAUUGGAACUCGGUGUGCAACAUGUUGUGUCUUAAGAAGUUGUAUAGAGAGGAGUUGUUGCAGCUUGCGCUGUUACUCUCCUUGUUAAGAGUGGACCCAGAGUCUUACCUUGGCUUUGAUAUACAAGCUAUGGGCGUAGGCUCCUUGGAUCUUCAUAAUGGAUCUGGAUGGCAUACCGAUGCUCAUACGAUUGUACAUCGUCCAAUGUUUGUACAUCCAAAAAAUCUAGAUUCGGUGCUUUUAAACUACGAAAGGGAUCUCUUCGAAGAUUUAAAUUCUUUGGGAAGGUACAAUAGAAUGAACUCGGGCUCCAAUGAUAUACACGCAUACUUAUUGAACGUAGAGGAUACAGGUAGAAAUGCUGCUACGGCUGGAUCCAGUUUACCCAUUUCAACAGGAACAUCAAGCAAUAUGACAUCUCCUGAUUCUUCUAGUUCCUCUCAACAACCAGCAGAACCUAUCGGUGCGGCAGAACUUACUCAAGAGGACAUGGAUCUGAUCGAAGUACUUUGGAAACAAGACGUCGAUUUAGGUUUCACUUUGGUUGAACCGACUAGUACAACAUCGAAGAAAAAAGUAACAACUAGUUGCGAAAAAGAAUCUGAGGAUGAGAUUGAAAAGCUCAAAGCUUUGGAAGCGAUUAAUGCAACCAAUCAAAAGGAUGAUCCAGAGGGGGUUGAGGUAAAACAUCAGGAUGAUGAUGAUCCUUGGGCAGGACGCAAUUACACCGUGGAUCUCGAAACUG